AUGUCGACUACUAUCACUUCCACUUCGCCCAUCGAGGCCAGCCACACUUCUGGCCCCAUCGCCCUUGCUGGUGCGCCGCGUCCUGCGGGAUCGACCGCUAAGAGCAAGCCUCGCAAGCGCGUCAACACUGCUGAGAAGCGCCACCAGCACAACGCCAUCGAGCGUCAGCGCCGUGAGACCCUCAACUCCAAGUUCCUCGUUCUUGCGCGCCUUCUUCCUUCGCUCGCCGCCUGCCGCCGUCCGUCCAAGUCUGCCAUCGUCAAUGGCUCGAUCACCCACCUCACCCACCAGCGCAACCAGCGUCUCCUCGCCGCCAAGCUGCUGCGCCAGCUGACCGCCGAGCGCGACGAGCUGUUCGCCGAGGUCAACGAGUGGCGCAAGGCCAACGGCUUCCCUCCCAAGGCUGGCGCCGCUGCUUCGUGGACCUCUGAGAUGGAGGAGAUCUGCCAGGUCGAGAAGGAGACUUUUGGCUCGUUCGCCAACGUUGACGAGUCGAACGAGGAGCAGAAUGAGGACGAGGAGGAGCAGCCCGCGGCUCGCCCGUCGUCCGCUGGCUCUGGCUCCAUGAACGUUGAGACUGCUGCUGUUGUUGCGGGCAACAUCAACACUGGUCUCUUCACUCCUCGCAACUCGACCGACAUCAACGCCACCUCUGCUCCUCUCACUGUCAACACGAACAUGAACAACGUCAACUGGAACAAUGGUUACCAGGUUUCGCCCGCUGUUCCUUUCAGCGCCUUCAUGUCUGACUCGGCUACUUCUGUUGACUCUUCGGAGUCUCCUCUUGGUUCCUCGCAUCCGAACGCCAUGCCCACGCCUCCUUCCAUGGAGCAGGCCAUGUAUGUUCACCAGACCCCGUCUCCCCGUUCGACCGCUUCCGCCGAUGACGCGCAGCCUCCUGUCCAGCGUCCUGCCGCCGCUUCUCGCACUGCCUCGAUGCCCGCUCAGUGGGGUCAGCAGCACCUCGCUGCUUUCCAGCAGUCGAUCCAGCAGCAGCAGCAGCAGGCCCAGGCUCAGGCUCAGCAGCCGCAGCAGCACUACGCUGUCGGUGCCGCCCUCCCUGGCCAGCAGCAGCACUUUGCGCAGUACCCCGGCCAGCCGCCGAUGCACCCGACGCCGGCGAACGCGCAGGGCUUCAACCAGCUCAUGGCGUCCAUGUUCUCGGGCCACCCCGGCGACGCCGUCCAGAGCAUGAAGCCUGCCGUCGACCAGAACGCCAUGUUCAACUUCAACCUCGCCGGUUGGGGCGCUGAGCAGAGCGUCGGUGUCUAA
Molecule: messenger RNA, 1272 nt
Organism: Trichosporon asahii var. asahii CBS 2479
Lineage: Eukaryota; Fungi; Basidiomycota; Tremellomycetes; Trichosporonales; Trichosporonaceae
Exons: 1
Coding region: 1-1272 (423 amino acids)
Molecular function (GO): protein dimerization activity
Source: RefSeq, a predicted model, not a curated record